This is a messenger RNA of Jatropha curcas, 743 nucleotides long. The record is from RefSeq and is a predicted model, not a curated record. Lineage: Eukaryota; Viridiplantae; Streptophyta; Magnoliopsida; Malpighiales; Euphorbiaceae.
GGUACAUCAAUUUCUCUUCCAAACCACCACCACAGCCACCGCCUCUCACCUAAAUCUGCCCACUAUUCAGCUUGCUGGUCAGCCAUACGGCGGUGAAUUCGUUCCCGGACCUUGUACACACCGCCUGUCACACUAUGGGAGCUGGCCAUGCCCAAAGUCGUUACCGAGAGCCCUAUGAUUUGCCAUUGUUAUCUAAACUUUUUUUUAAUACAGGGGAUUUAUCUGAUGGAGAUACUGCUCCUGGAGAAGUUGUUGAAAAUGAGUCUUCAAUGUAUGAUAUCUUGCUAACAACACUGAAAUCAUGCAACAACACUCCACCUGAUGUUUACAAGAAGAGAAGAAGAGAAGAAGAAGAAGAAGUAGAAGAAGGAGAAGAAGAAGAAGGUAGGAGUGACUUUAAAGAAGAAGACGACUCUAUAUCUCCUUGUGUGUCUGAGGAAGAAGAUUUUUGUGGAGAAGGAACUGGUAAUGAAUUCUCAAGAAGUCAUGUAAUAGAAAGCAAACUGCAUGAGACUAGCACAGUUAGCAUUGUGGACAAUAAUGAAGAUGCUGAAUCAGAGGAUGAUGUAGAGGAAUCUGACACAGAUCAAGAGCAAAACUUGGGUGUUGAUGCCCAAACUAUUGUCAAGGCAUCAUUGUCUACAAGUUCUUUUCAUGAACACUUGAGCUACAAGUUAUCAGAAGAAGAGGUUGAUAACCUAUCAAACAAAAAAUGGGAAUACAAAUGGGAUGUGCCUGCAUAA